This is a messenger RNA of Dothidotthia symphoricarpi CBS 119687, 2874 nucleotides long. Its product is annotated as Cse1-domain-containing protein. The coding region runs from base 1 to 2874 and encodes 957 amino acids. The transcript has 3 exons. Gene Ontology annotation, cellular component: nuclear envelope; cytosol. NCBI's taxonomy places the organism in Eukaryota, Fungi, Ascomycota, Dothideomycetes, Pleosporales, Dothidotthiaceae. Gene Ontology annotation, molecular function: nuclear export signal receptor activity; small GTPase binding. Gene Ontology annotation, biological process: protein import into nucleus; protein export from nucleus. The record is from RefSeq and is a predicted model, not a curated record.
AUGGCCGCCGAUAUUCCCACCCUUUCGAAGCUGCUCGAGGCUAGUCUGGAUCCGCGUCAGAACAAGCAAGCCGAGAAAGCAAUCACCGAAGAGCAGACCAAGCCCAACUUUUCCCUCUCCCUCCUCCACAUCGUCGCCAGCGACUCCUUCCCCGCCACGAUUCGCCUGUCGAGCGCCCUGUACUUCAAGAACUUUGUGAAACGCAACUGGGUCGACGAGGAUGGCAACUACAAGCUGCCCCAAGACGAGGUCGUCGCCAUCAAGCGCGAGCUGAUCGGCUUGAUGGUCUCUGUCCCUGCGAAUCUUCAGGCACAACUCGGCGAAGCAAUCAGCGCCAUCGCCGACAGCGACUUCUGGGAACGCUGGGACACGCUGGUCGACGAUUUGAUCUCCCGUCUGACUCCUGAUAAUUCCACAGUGAACAACGGUGUCCUGCGGGUAGCACAUUCCAUCUUCAAAAGAUGGCGGCCGCUGUUCCGAUCCGACGAGCUCUUCACUGAGAUCAAUCACGUCUUGACCAAGUUCAGCGCGCCGUUCCUGACACUACUCCAGAACACGGAUGCUCUCAUCACCAGUUCUCAAGGCAAUCCUCAGGUGCUGAAAGAGGCCUUCACCACGCUCGAUCUGCUGAUAAAGCUCUUCUACGAUUUGUCAUGUCAAGAUCUGCCUCCCGACUUCGAGGAUCACAUUGGCGCCAUCUCAGGCCUGCUCCACAAAUACCUUGUCUACGACAAUCCCUCGCUACACACCGACGACGAAACCGAGUCAGGGCCCCUAGAGUACGUCAGGGCUGGCAUCUUCGAAGGGCUGAUGCUGUAUAUUCAAAAGUAUGAGGACGUCUUUGGGGCACAACUUCCACAGUUCAUCGAGAGCACCUGGGGUUUCCUCAUGUCAGUUGGCCUGGAGACAAAGUAUGACAUUUUGGUCAGCAAAGCGCUCCAGUUCCUCACCGCUGUCGCGUCCACAUCGCAUGCCGAGUCCUUCAACAAUCAAGACGUACUGGUUCAGAUCAUCGAGAAGGUCAUUCUGCCGAACCUGACAUUGCGCGAGUCUGAUGUGGAGUUGUUCGAGGACGAGCCGAUCGAAUUCAUCCGGAGAGAUUUGGAGGGAUCUGACAACGAUACACGCCGACGAGCCGCCACCAACUUCCUCCGCCAGCUGAUGUCUCGCUUCGAAUCGUUAGUGACACGUACUUCGCAGAACUACAUUGAAAUCUACCUUCAAGACUAUGCCAAGGACACCAAGAAGAACUGGAAAUCAAAAGACACCGCUGUAUACCUCUUCACUGCGAUUGCUGCAAAAGGAACCGCGACUGCUGCGCAGGGUGUUUUGAGUGUAAACGAGAACGUCGAUAUUCUGGACUUCUUUCAAAAGCACAUCGCUGCCGAUCUCCAGGCGCAUGAUGCGGAAUUGAUCUUGAAGGUUGACGCCAUCAAGUAUCUCUACGUUUUCCGCAGCCAACUAUCGCCCGAUCUCUGGCGGGCCGCGUUCCCACUCCUCGUGAACCACCUGGGCAACGAUAACUAUGUCAUUCACACCUACGCUGCGAUUGCCGUUGAGCGUGUCUUGUUCAUGACAGACAGCAACCGCCAACCCAUCAUUCCCAAAUCGGAUGUUGUAGGCGCGUCGAGAGAUCUUCUGACGCAUCUGUUCAAACUCAUCACCAAGGACUCUGCCCCUGAGAAGAUCCAAGAGAACGAAUUUUUGAUGAAAUGCAUCAUGCGUGUGCUUAUCUUCAUUCGAGAUGGUUCUCUCCCCAUCGCCGAGACCGUGCUGAACAACUUCGUCGCGAUUAUCAAAGUCAUUAGGCACAAUCCCAGCAACCCUCGGUUCCAGUACUAUCUCUUCGAGGGACUAGGAGCGCUCAUCCGCUUCGGUGCUCCAAACUACCCCCAAGUCUUCGAGACGAAGCUCUAUGAACCCUUCGCGACAUGUUUGUCAGAAGGAAUAGAUGAAUUUUCUCCAUACAUCUUCCAGCUCUUCUCAGCGCUCUUGGAGGCCAACCCGUCUGGUGACUUGACGCAAUACAGGGAUCUGUUGGGAGUCAUUAUUCAAGGCUCAGUGUGGGAGCAGCGAGGCAACGUACCAGCAUUGUCUCGUCUGCUCAGCGCGAUGAUUGCUCGCGACGCUUCGCACAUCGUUGCUAGUAAACAACUCGAGCCUGUCCUGGGUAUUUUCCAGAAGCUGGUUGCGACUAAGGCGCAUGAAGGAUACGCAUUUGAGCUCAUCGAAGCGGUCGUUACCUACACUCCGAUCGAAGCGUUGCAACCAUACUUUGUCACAAUCCUUCAAUUGAUGCUGCAAAGGCUGUCAAGCAUGAAGACUGAAAACUUCCAGCAGCGUUUUAUCGCAUUCUACCACUUCGUAUCUGCGCGACAAGACAAGGGGCUAGGUGCAGAUUUCUUCAUCAACGUUACUGACCAGAUCCAGCGCGACGUCUUCAAGCCCAUCUACCUCACAGUCAUUCUCCCCGAAACCCAGAAACUCGCGCGACCCACCGAUCGCAAGACUGCCGUCGUUUCGUUCACAAAGACGCUCGCUGAUUCACAAGCCUUUGUUGAUCGAUAUCCUAAGGGUUGGGCACUCACUGCGCAGCGUCUACUUGAGCUCAUGAUCAACCCACCUGUGCCUGCCGCCGCCGACGACAUCAUUCCGGAUGCCGACGUCGACGAGCUUGGCUUUGGUGUUGGAUUCACCCAGCUCAACACAUGCAAGAAGGCACCUCGUGAUCCGUUCCCUGAGAUCACGGACGUGAAGGAAUGGAUCAAGCACUACCUGCGAGACGCAAACAGCCGUCACAACGGAAGAAUUGUGCAAAUCGUGCAACAGAGGCUGGAUCAGCAACUGCAGCACGCAUUGGCCGAGUAUCUAUGA